GUGGGGUCUGUCCCAGUCGGCUGUAGUGUACAGUCCUGGCGGGAGGGGCGGCCCACUGCGGGUCGUGCCUCCUGGAGCCGCCCCCGGGACGUGAGUCCUGGAGGAGGCGAGGGGUGCUCCAGUUGUGGAGAAGACUAUGAACAGGUCAGAGAACUUGUUCUUUACUGGCUCCUCAUUAGCAUCCCAAGUUCAUGCUGCUGCCAUUAAUGGAGAUAAGGGUGCUCUUCACAGGCUCAUCAUAGGAAACUCUGCCCUUAAAGACAAAGAAGAUCAAUUUGGGAGGACACCACUCAUGUACUGUGUGUUGGCUGACAGACUGGAUUGUGCAGAUGCUCUCCUGAAGGCAGGAGCAGAUGUUAAUAAAACUGACCACAGCCAGAGAACGGCCCUCCAUCUUGCAGCUCAAAAGGGAAAUUAUCGUUUCAUGAAACUCUUACUUACACGCAGAGCAAACUGGAUGCAAAAGGAUCUGGAAGAGAUGACCCCUUUGCACUUGACCACUCGGCACAAGAGCCCCAAGUGUUUGGCGCUUCUGCUGAAGUUUAUGGCACCAGGAGAAGUGGAUACACAGGAUAAAAACAAGCAAACGGCUCUGCAUUGGAGUGCCUAUUACAAUAACCCGGAGCACGUGAAGCUGCUCAUUAAGCACGAUUCCAACAUCGGAAUCCCUGACGUCGAAGGCAAGAUCCCACUUCACUGGGCAGCUAACCACAAAGAUCCCAGUGCUGUUCAUACGGUGCGAUGCAUCCUGGACGCUGCUCCCACGGAGUCCUUACUGAACUGGCAAGACUACGAGGGUCGGACACCUCUUCACUUUGCGGUCGCUGAUGGGAAUGUGACAGUGGUUGAUGUCUUGACCUCAUAUGAAAGCUGCAAUAUAACGUCUUACGACAACUUAUUUCGAACCCCACUUCACUGGGCAGCUUUGCUAGAGGACAUCUCUUUGCCCAAGUCAAGGAUGCCAAACAGUUUCCUGAGCUUUUCCUCUGGACCCUUCUCUAGAUCAUGUUCUGAGAUGACAUGUCUCAGUAGUCUGCCUGUGAUCUCACUUUGCCCACCUCAGAGAACUCCAUCUGCGUCAUACCUGGGAGCAGCUCUUCACUUGCGGAAACCACAUCCCCCAGAAUGCGCUGCGGAGUAUUUUCUCUGCCACCACCUCAUCAUUCCUGCCACACGUUUUCUGGGAUUUGAAAUCACCACCUACUGUGAAAAAAGUGGAGGCCAUGCACAGAUUGUCCAUCUCCUUUUAGAAAGAAAUAAAUCUGGAACCAUCCCAUCCGACAGCCAAGGAGCAACACCCUUGCACUAUGCAGCUCAGAGUAACUUUGCCGAAACAGUUAAAGUAUUUUUAAAACAUCCUUCAGUGAAAGAUGAUUCAGACCUGGAAGGAAGAACAUCCUUUAUGUGGGCUGCUGGAAAAGGCAGUGAUGAUGUCCUUAGGACUAUGCUGAGUUUAAAAUCUGACAUUGAUAUUAACAUGGCAGACAAAUACGGAGGUACAGCAUUACAUGCCGCGGCCCUUUCUGGCCACGUCAGCACCGUGAAGUUAUUGUUGGAAAAUAAUGCUCAAGUAGAUGCCACUGAUGUCAUGAAGCACACUCCACUUUUCCGAGCCUGUGAGAUGGGACACAAAGAUGUGAUCCAGACACUUAUUAAAGGUGGAGCAAGGGUAGAUCUAGUGGAUCAAGAUGGACACUCUCUCCUACAUUGGGCAGCACUGGGAGGAAAUGCUGAUGUUUGCCAGAUCUUGAUAGAAAAUAAGAUCAAUCCAAAUGUGCAAGAUUACGCGGGAAGAACCCCUCUGCAGUGCGCUGCCUAUGGCGGCUACAUCAACUGCAUGGCAGUGCUCAUGGAAAACAAUGCAGACCCUAACAUUCAAGACAAAGAGGGAAGAACAGCUUUGCACUGGUCCUGUAACAACGGAUAUCUUGAUGCCAUUAAAUUACUGUUAGACUUUGCUGCUUUUCCUAAUCAGAUGGAAAAUAAUGAAGAAAGGUACACUCCCCUUGACUAUGCCUUGCUCGGUGAGCGCCAUGAAGUGAUCCAGUUCAUGUUGGAGCACGGCGCCCUGUCCAUCGCAGCCAUACAAGACAUCGCUGCCUUCAAAAUCCAGGCGGUCUACAAAGGGUACAAGGUCAGAAAAGCUUUUCGAGAUCGGAAAAAUCUCCUCAUGAAGCACGAACAGUUGAGAAAAGAUGCUGCUGCCAAGAAGCGAGAGGAAGAAAACAAACGAAGAGAGGCAGAACAGCAGAAGGGAAGGCUGAGCCCAGAUUCCUGCAGAUCCCAAGCCCCUCCCUGUGUGGCCAGCACCCAGGCUGAGCCCCACAGGCAGAGCUGGACCCCCAGCAAACAGCAUCCCACCAGCAGCGCAGCCCAGGACCCUGAGGGUAGAGCCUGUCGAGGAUCUCCAGGCAGAGCCCCCCAGAGGGAGGCUGGGAACAGCCCCCCAGAUGUGCAGGGAACAGAGCCCAGAAAGCCAAAUGAAUCAUCCAGAGAACACUCUAAAGGCCGAUCUGCCUGUGUCCACUUCAGCCCCAGUAAAGGCAAGGAUGGAAACAGGCAUCCGGGAGUCUCCUCUGUUGAGAAGUCCGGAGGUGAGACAGUUGGUGAGCGGCGGUGUGACAAGGGGAAAGGCUUCUUGAAGCAGCCCUCCUGUAUCAGGGCGGCUGGGCCUGAUGAGGAAGGAGAGGACCCCGGUUGGGCAGCUGCAAGCCUUCCACAGCAGGAUGGCCACCGGAAGCCCGGCAGGCGGCAGGACCCAGCACCCAAGGCCAGGUGUGCUUCCCAAAAGAGGCGCAUUCAAGAGCUCAGAGGAGGAAGGGGCUCCCCGGCUGGUUCUAGCCGGCCUGGCAGUGCCAAGGGGGAGGUGGUCCACGCUGGGCAGCAUCCUCUCCACCAUCGGACACCAAGAAACAAAGUGACACAGGACAAGCUCGCAGGAGGGAUCUACUCAGAUUUGCCACGGAGCACAGAGGUGUUGAGGUCGGGAGUCAGGAAGCUGGGAACAUCUGCCCUGUCUGAGGACACCCAGCUAUCCAAGGAGACUGAUCCAGCACCUGGUCCCCUCUCUGGGCAGAGUGUCAAUAUUGACCUUCUCCCCGUAGAACUGCGGCUGCAGAUAAUCCAGAGAGAAAGGAGCAGGAAAGAGCUGUUUCGCAAGAAGAACAAGGCGGCCGCGGUCAUCCAGCGGGCCUGGAGAAGCUACCAGCUUAGGAAGCACCUGUCCCACCUUCUGCACAUGAAGCAGCUUGGAACCAGAGAUGUGGACAGAUGGAACCGAGAGUGCCUGGCAUUGCUGCUCCAAGUUUGGAGGAAAGAACUGGAACUAACCCCCCCAAAGACCACUGCAGUAAGCAGGACCACGAAGAGUCCAUCCAAGGGCAGCUCAGGCACAAAGUCCACCAGACACUUAGUACUCAAGCAAAUCUACGGUUGUUCUCAAGAAGGGAAAGUUCCUCAUCCCACAAGAUCUUCCAAAGCCCAUCCUGUGCUGCGUCUCAAUUCAGUGAGAAACUUGCAGUGUAUACACCUCCUUGAGAAUAGUGGAAGAUCAAAGAAUUUUUCUUAUAACCUGCAAUCAGCUACUCAAUCAAAAACCAAAACAAAGCUUCGACCACCUGUGGAGGAAGACCGUGUCCGGGGGAGCUGGAAUAGCUAGUGCAGAGUUCUAAUUCUCUGAUUAACUUUUCCAUCUUGAGAAAACUUUAAUAUUCAUGCCUCAAGCCUUAUUAGCCUGAAAACAUGGUAACAACUGAAUGACAAUGUCAGGAUGUUUUCUUUCUGCUCUUAUACAGCACUGUUAGCCUGUGCUACAACUACCACAGUAGACUAUACCCGUGCAAAACUUCCUAGCUGUCUGCCCUCACUUCGUCAGUAUAGCUAUAAAGUAGAACACAUAAUUAACAGUAACGUCUAAGCCAAACUAAGAACAUGAGCACUAACAUGAGAUUUCUGCCAGCCAGCUGAUGCAAGCCUGGUUUUUUGGCUCCAGGGAAGAACCUACAUGAGAGGGGGAAGAGUCUGUCCUAUAGCAGCCAUUUUUAUCAGUUGGACCAGACCAUUCAUGCAUAACCUACCAAUUCACUUGUAUUUUCUGCCUGACCUAUAGGUGAGCAAGCUUGUCAAAAUGCCAUUCCUAUUGGCAGGGAAAACUGCUAAACCUACAUACAUUCAAGCUAUAAGAACACCUGGCAUAAAUUUCAGUGGUUAUAGGCUUUUUCACAUUUUUAAAAAAGUUUUAUUUAUAUCUGGGGUGCCUGGGUGGCUCAGUCGAUUAAGCGUCCAACUUCAGCUCAGGUCAUGAACUCAUGGUUCAUGGGUUCGAGCCCCCUGUUCUGACAGCUCAGAGCCUGGAGCCUGCUUUGGAUUCUGUGUCUCCCUCUCUCUGUUCCUCCCCUUUGGAUUCUCUCUCUUCUCAAAAAUUAAAAAAAAAAUUGUUUUUGAGAGAGAGCGUAAGCAGGGAAAGGGGUGGGAGUGGAGUGGGAGGAAGGGACAGAGGAUUGGAAGCAGGCUCUGCGCAGACAGCAAGCUUGAUUCGGGGCUCAACCUCACAAGCUCCAAGAUCAUGACCUUAGCCGAAGUCGGAUACUCAACCAACGGAGCCACCCAAGUGCCCCAGUUUUUUCACAUUUUUAAGAGGAAAGCUACCAUAGGAUUGUAGACAGAAGGCAUAAACAGUGGCAUGUUAGGCCCAAAUAUUUGUAGUAGGAGCAUUUCCAUUUUCUUAAGAUUACUGCCACCCCUGUCCUGACAGGUAGAGAUAAGCAGCAAUAAAGUGUUAGUUACCUUGAUUUUUGUUACAAUUUGCUAAUUAUUUCAUAAUUAUGAAAAUAGUUAAUCCUUGAACAACCAGGUUUGUGUGGGUCCUCUUAACAUGGAUUUUUUUCCAAUAAAUGUAUAUAGUAUCAAUAAAUAUAGCCAUGGUACUGCAAA
This is a messenger RNA of Leopardus geoffroyi (Geoffroy's cat), 4932 nucleotides long. It is a transcript of the gene INVS, whose product is annotated as inversin. The coding region runs from base 137 to 3658 and encodes 1173 amino acids. Gene Ontology annotation, biological process: protein localization to ciliary inversin compartment. The record is from RefSeq and is a predicted model, not a curated record. Gene Ontology annotation, cellular component: ciliary inversin compartment. The transcript is spliced from 20 exons. Gene Ontology annotation, molecular function: protein binding. Lineage: Eukaryota; Metazoa; Chordata; Mammalia; Carnivora; Felidae.